UCAAACAUCAAACGGUUUAUUAUGGCUUCAGUUCAGACAUGGUACUUUAAGGAUGCCACUAAUAUACUGAAAAUCAAUUUGUGACUAAAUUACCAUUUGUAAACUUCACGUAAAUGCAUUUAUGGAUUGCAUAGGUACAAUCGCAGUGAUAUUUACGUUGUUUGUCAACUUCGUAACGGCAAACGAAGAGGAAAACCGCUAUGGAACAAUAUCAAUCAUACAGCCAGCUUUUGUAAACCGAAACCUUACAAUAAAAAUGACACCUUCUAUUGUGAAAAAGACGACUGCUAAGUGGAAAUACUUCAAGGACAAGAACAUCGGAUACAUAAGUGAAGCGAGUGACUCUUUUCAAACAUUUUUGAAUGGAUCAUAUUAUUUAACAAUUAUAAACGUCAGCAAGUCUUUUAAUGAAUCGUAUUUUGCCGUUGAAGAUUCUGUCACUGAAAACCUGAUAUCUCCCUUUAUACAGGUUGAACUCGAAGAACCCCCGAGCAAGCCCAGACUUGGUCCUAAAACGGGCGACUUUUCCGCAACCAACUGUAUCUAUGUUGACGCGGAUACACAUCCCUACUGCAAUGUUAUUAGUGGAACACCGCCUCUUAACGUUACACUUACGAUAGGAGCAGAAAUAUACCCAUUGGUUGAGAGUAUUCGCGAUAGUCGACGUUAUGAAAUUAAGAAUGGCACUUUCCGUUUUACGAAACACAACUACGUGCGGAAUAUAACAUGCCACGUUUCGAAUCUUCUAGAACAAGCCCCCGUGCGGAAUACUGCGAAACUUUGUAACAUAGAAAAGGGUACUGGUCCACUUCUUAUCGUACCGGAAUAUGCACUUAAUUACACGCCGCAAAUACAAUGUGAGGUGAAGUUUGCCUUACCUGCACCGGAAGUAGAAAUACGCAUUCAUAACAGUACAGUUCCCGGUAAAGUAACCACCACUUUUGACAACACCACCCAGUCUUUUGCUAGUAAAGUAUCCCUUCAAAAAGCAGAGGCUGACUGGGAGGGAAGCAACAUAUGCUGUUAUCAAAAGUCCAAGUUUUACAACAGUUUGGAGCCGGUUUGCAAGACACUUAUAUUGAAAAUUAAACCCAAACCACCAAUUCUUGGUCCUCAGUUAGAAGACUUUUCCACAACUAACUGCAUUUACGGAAACAGCGGUCACGACAUUUAUUGCAAAACACAAGGAGGGACCAAACCAAUUCAAGUUUUUCUUUCAUUGGGAACCAGGCAAUAUCAUCUCAUUGAAAACAAGAUUGAGCCUGGAUUAUAUGAAAUGAAUCAUAGUGUAUCUGAUCCGUUCACAGUAUUUACAAAGAUAGAAGUUAUUUGCCAAGUUUCUAACGAAGUCACUCCAGAGCCCCUAAAUGUGUCGGCCUUUCUUUGUCGGAGUGAAAAAGGUGACAAACCAAAUUUGACAGUGCCACAUAGUUUUGUUGGUGAAAAUUCCUCGACACUUUGUGAAGUAAAACAUGCUCGUCCGGCUCCAAAACUAGCCAUAUAUGUCGCAAAUGUCGUGGUUAAUAAUGUACACCAAAAGAUAACAUUCAACGAUUCAUCUAACACGUUUACGAGCAAGGUGGAAAUUCAAAACCCAUCGCGGCACUGGAAUGCCAACCAAAUGUGUUGCGUUCGAAGGAGUAAAGUCUCAAAUGAUUCGGUACAGGUGUGCAAAAAUGUUACAUUCGAAUAUCCUCCGUCUGAAUUGAUCAUGGUAGUCCACAGGACGUUCGAAAGCGAUGAGACGGUCCAAAUUUUGAACAUAUCCUGUAACGCAGUCAACUCCUAUCCACAAUGCGACAUUUCAUGGGGAAGUAAACUACCUAAUGUUCGCCCAAUAUCCACUGAAUCAAGAAUAGACAUUCGGAAUCAUAGCUACUUCAGUUUUUCAAAAGCUGUGUUCUCAGUUACAAAAGAGGCCAACCGUGGAGAUAUUUUUUGUUUCACAAGAUGUGGUACACUGAAAACAUAUCUUCUUCGCACAUACAAUUUUUCGUUUCCAAGUUAUCCUUUGAUGUCAUUCAAUACAUCAUCGAAUCUUAAGAUUAAGAAAAAUGAGUCUGUGUCAAUCAAUUGCACUGUCGACGAGCGCAUGUCAAUUAACACGAAUCUACUGUGGCGAAAUGAAGCAAGCCAAAACAUAGUUAAAGUUUGCUUUAGUACUAUGACGUGCGUUCUUACAUUAAACGAAACCUUUGCUGAAGGCAUGUGGAACUUGUACAAAUGUGAAGCAGAUAGCGAUUACAACUCUACCAGCAAAUUGCUGGCAGUAUCAUUCCUGGCGUUUCAAGAGGCUGUUCGUGAAGGACUGUCGUCAAACGCUAGGGUGGUUAUUACUGGACUCGCAUCUACUAUUGGGUGUGUUGGUGUCGUCAUCUUUACUUUGUUUGGUGUUUUAGCUUACUGCAAAAUCAUCAAGGAUCGUGACAUAUACCAAGAAUUAAGGUACAGAAGGAGAACAAUGAUAUUUGGUGAAGAAGCUGGGAACAUUAACAACGACGGAAAUGAGGUCGAACUUUCCGCUUACUUCAAUCGAGGCGACAUGCAACGUUACAAUACUUUGACAACACAAGACGUGGUGCAUAAUAGUGAGGAUGUGUCUGCAUAUCCUUUCCUAGUAGAGAGAAGGCCAUUUCGCUCAACACGAGAGACGGAAUCUGGUUAUGUGGACAUGAGGGACAUUUUUGAGACCUGCCAAAGGGCUAACUGUGAUAAGUCGUUCGAAGACAUGAACACAUCUGCUUCGACGGAUCCCGACUAGUUUGAUUCACGUUGUACCCGGAAAAUUGUUGUCGAAUCUGCGGACAUGGGAUAUCUACAUACUGUUACAGAGAAAAGAUAACUCAAUUGCGACAUACAAUGUGUAUAUGUGAACCAAUAUGCUGGUGCUGGAGAUUAAGAGAUGAACGCCACAUAAUAACACCGACGCCAAUCCACGUUAACCAAACAUUUCAGUUUCAAAUACUUGUAGAACAAUAGACAAUAGCGGCCCACUCUCGAGUCCGUUUCCUGAGAAAAACCAGUACCUGUGUCUUUUCAACAAACUGUCCACGACCUUUUGGGAAAGGAGCGAAAACCAUUCAUUACCGUUACUUAUGAAAGAAUGACAUUCAAAUCAAUAUUUUUCUUCUUUUUAGUCAUUUCCUGUUUGUUCUUAGCUCAGUAUUUCUCGUAUUAUAAAAUAACUUAAUGAUAUCUAAAAUACCUUAUUGUCAUUCGUUUUGUGCAGCACCAAUACUCUUAUAUCAAAACACGUUUUCUUUUUAUUAAGUUUGGCUAUGAGUAAUGAAGGAUAUUCACUUAAGAUAAGAAAUGACAAAAUAUGUUUUAUGAAUACUGAAAAAGCAGUACAAAUAAACGUAAUGGUAUCCUUGGCUCUUCAUGACAACAUUUUGUACAAAGCUGUCCUUGUUUAACAACCUCAGAGACAAACGAUAAUUUUAAUCACUCAAAGUAUUUGAGUAUUCACGGAAAUGAGCUCAAUACUUAAGAGCUGCAUAUUCGAAAUGACAAAAUUUACGCUAUAACUGAAUUCAAAAAGUUUAUGUAUAAUGUAUUUAUUUGUACAUGCUAAUAUCUGAAGUUGUAUUGUCUGAAAAUGCAUGGACGUAUGAUGAUGUUUUAUUUACCUGUUGUAAAAGAUGUAAAUUAUUAUACGUAGACUUGUAGGUCAAAGGUGCCAGAUGGUAUUUUUAAUACGUAGCACUAUAUUUAAUUCAAUGUUAAAA
Molecule: messenger RNA, 3728 nt
Organism: Mya arenaria
Lineage: Eukaryota; Metazoa; Mollusca; Bivalvia; Myida; Myidae
Exons: 11
Coding region: 122-2761 (879 amino acids)
Source: RefSeq, a predicted model, not a curated record